This is a messenger RNA of Crotalus tigris (Tiger rattlesnake), 833 nucleotides long. RefSeq names its product acid-sensing ion channel 3-like. The transcript has a single exon. The coding region runs from base 195 to 560 and encodes 121 amino acids. Gene Ontology annotation, cellular component: membrane. Lineage: Eukaryota; Metazoa; Chordata; Lepidosauria; Squamata; Viperidae. Gene Ontology annotation, biological process: sodium ion transmembrane transport. The record is from RefSeq and is a predicted model, not a curated record.
CUCCUUGCCACUUCCCUUCCCUUCUCUAGUUGCUCCCACCUGACCCAGGGGGGGGGCAUGUCUGGAUUACAGGCCAGGCCCCUCCCUCCGCCAGGACCAGCGUCACCGGACUCCAGCUUUGACACACGAUCCUCCAGGCGCAGCGGAGCGCCGUGGCAGCCCCCAGCAGCCGAAAGCAGAGCCAGCCGACGGUGAUGGAGUCUCCGGAGGCGGAGGCGGCCCCCAACCUGGUGGCCUUUGCCGGCAGGUGUACCUUGCACGGCAUCCGCCACGUCUUCCUGGCGGGGCCCCUGACGCCGCGCCGCACGGCCUGGGCCGCGGCUGUCCUGGCCGCCCUGGGGAUCGUCCUGUACCAGGUGGCCGAGCGGAUUCAGCAUUACGCCGCGUACAGCCACGUCACGGCGCUGGAGGAGGAAGAGGGCCGACGGCUGACCUUCCCGGCCGUCACGUUCUGCAAUGUCAACUGGGUCCGGCGCUCCCGGCUGACCCCCAGCGACCUGCACUGGGCGGGUCGAGAGCUGCUGGGCGUGGAGCGGUCUGACCACCCGGCGUACGACUGAGCGAUGGGUUGGCCCGACCCCGAGGCCCCCCGUGCCGUCCCCAGCAGGAGCUUCAACACUCGGGAAUUCGUGGAGCGCACGGGCCACGCCUUGGAGGACAUGCUUCUGCGAUGCCGCUUCGGGAACCGGGUCUGUGGCGCCGGGAACUUCAGCCCUGUGAGUGCUCCUGGCUUCCGCUCCGGGGCCACCCCUUGGCUGCAGAGCAACCCCUCCCCCUAUUGUUUCGGGCCUCCGUGCCAGGUGGCUGGCGCUGCUGUGCCCCGCUUUAGCCAU